Perkinsus marinus ATCC 50983 is the source of this 1410-nucleotide messenger RNA. RefSeq lists its product as hypothetical. The record is from RefSeq and is a predicted model, not a curated record. The transcript has 3 exons. Lineage: Eukaryota; Perkinsozoa; Perkinsida; Perkinsidae. The annotation marks the transcript as partial.
CAGGUUGGAACUGGCAGGCGAGGAAGAGCUAGCGACUGUUAACGCCGCUGUUGGAGCCCCGUUUGGUAUCGAUUUCGUAUACUUGCCAUUCAACCUCAAGAACAGAGCAGGAGUGAGCUAUGGCUUCGUUAACCUUACUACUCCUGAGGCGCUGUUGACUUUCUAUGAUCGCUUCGACCAACACGAAUGGAGAUCAGGAACUAGCAGAACUCACAAUGGGGGCGAGCGGAAGCCCUGCGAGAUGUCAGCCGCUCGUUUGCAGGGUCAACACGCGCUGAUUGAGGCAUUCGUGAAUCGUCUUCACGCCAAGUCGGAGCAUAUCCCGUUACAAGCACGGCCUCUGAUUUACGAUCCUCGAGUGGUUGUGUCCACUGUCUCCUCCCCUGCUACUACGGAGGCGCCGUUGUCUACUAUACCGCGAUCGUUCCACCACCGACAACAACAUCAACAACAGCGGCGUCCCUCGAGUGGAUACUCUGGUGGAGUACCGCCAAUGUCUUCACCAUCUGGAGCUUCAUCACCAUCGCGGUCAACAACGUCACAACAUCUUUCCCAGUCUUUGCUGCGGUAUGGUUCUGGCGGGCGAGCCAAAGGCGGUGGUGGUGGUGGUGGUGGUGGCUCUUCUCUUACUACUAUGCACUCACCACGCGAGCAUAAUUAGCCGAGUGGUGAACUUCCGAAGUCGAUGACGGCAACAACAAGACAGGUGUUGUUGUUGUUGUGAUAGAGAUUUUACUCUCAUUUACUCCUGUACAAUGUACCUGACUAAUGAUAAUUAGUUUUAACCAGUUUUUUUGAAUGUACCAUAAAUCGGUUAAAUCAGUCAACUGUCCAUAGGCAUUUACUGAGUCAUGAUAACAUUGGAAACACCCAGCAGUUGAGUCAUCAUCAUCAUCAUUUUUGCAACAUAUGCAUUGCUAUAUCUCCGGUGAUAGAACAACUAUCUUCAGCAUUCUCUGACUACCAUUGCUGUUGCUGCUUCUGCUCCUCAUCGAUGCGAACGAUUUAUGGUCAGAAAAAACGCCUUUUCUUUUUGUUUAUUUUUUCUGGCCUAUUUGCCGUGCUUAUUAUGAUGAUGAUGCUACAGCAGUAUCAAGUUGAAUGCGCGAUGAUUCAAUGUUCACUUUUUCUUAUACGACCGAAUAGUUAAUUCGUAUACAAUUCACGUUCAUUUGUAUUUGGGUAUCCUGUUGUUCAUCAUGGCUCAGAUGGCUGUCAUGGCGAUGAUAUAUAUACAAUGCUAACCCUACAGUUAUUGCGGCUUAUAUAGGAUCCGUUUUGACUGACGUUGGUGUAUAUUCUCAAUCGUUAUGCUUUAUUCACCUUAUGCCGUAGCGUCUAUCAAGUCAUUUUAUACUAUCUCUUGAGGUCUGUCUUGUGGCGUCUGACCCGUUAAAGAGAAAAGGGGAU